Molecule: messenger RNA, 351 nt
Organism: Rotaria sp. Silwood1
Lineage: Eukaryota; Metazoa; Rotifera; Eurotatoria; Philodinida; Philodinidae
Source: the annotation of a GenBank genome assembly
AUGAAGUAUGUUGCUCCAGCAGAUUGGUAUUGUCAACAACCCCUACAAUUUCGCUCAUCAAAAAGUAUAUGUAAUAAUGGAUAUGAUGAUUUUAUUGAAGGAAUAGUCAUAUUAUUAGCUGCAUCUCAACGUUUAAAUGAUUCACUUCAUGCUUAUAAACAAGCUCAUGUUUGUAUAAUAACUGUUGCUGAUCCUAUUAGUCGAUCAGAAUAUAUACAAGAACAUAAAUUAUCAGUAUAUUCACUCAAUGCUGUUGUAUCGAUUAGUAUACAAACCAAUCAUAUUAUUGAAUCUAUUAAAAUAUGUACAUUAGGUUAUGGAAAAGUAAAAUUAGUAUUAAAAUAUAAUUGA